AUGUUUUCCUCACGAUUGAAUUACUCUAACCGCCAUGAAUGUGUUGCUGGAAGAGACAGUGGUGGACUUGCUGGAGCUUCUAGCAAGAUCAAUCGGCGUCUGAGAGCACUAUUUGAUCCUUACGCUGCAGAGGAAGCUCUCCGUCUGCGACAAACAUGCUCGCGUCUUCGUGCUGUUCCUUGGGCCACUGCUUCUUCAGAACUCCCUCUUGAGUCUCGUUCUUCGUCCCUCUGGUUAGAGCACUAUCCCCAUGGCAUUCGGUACCACUGGAGCGGCAGGAACCUCGCUGAAUGGAACUUUCGAUGA
Fusarium verticillioides 7600 is the source of this 306-nucleotide messenger RNA. RefSeq lists its product as hypothetical. The record is from RefSeq and is a predicted model, not a curated record. The coding region runs from base 1 to 306 and encodes 101 amino acids. The transcript has a single exon. Lineage: Eukaryota; Fungi; Ascomycota; Sordariomycetes; Hypocreales; Nectriaceae.